Corylus avellana is the source of this 1119-nucleotide messenger RNA. RefSeq names its product WAT1-related protein At5g07050. The record is from RefSeq and is a predicted model, not a curated record. Gene Ontology annotation, molecular function: transmembrane transporter activity. Gene Ontology annotation, cellular component: membrane. Lineage: Eukaryota; Viridiplantae; Streptophyta; Magnoliopsida; Fagales; Betulaceae.
CUCAAGAGGAUGUACAUAACCAUGGAAGCUUGUGCUUCUUAUGGGGCAAUGGUACUAAUUCAGUUCGCGUAUGGUGUAGGAAAUAUCCUAAUUAAAAUUGCUCUAGAAAAAGGACUCAAUCAAUUUGUCUUCGUGGUUUAUAGGCAUAUAAUUGCUAUGCUUUUGUUAGGCCCCUUUGCUUAUGUACUUGAAAGGAAGCAUCGCCCUUCACUCUCCUACUCUGUGAUCACAAAGAUUUUUUUGCUUUCAUCAUUUGGCACUACCAUCCAUCUGAAUGUUUACUAUGCUGGUUUAGCCUACACUUCUCCAACUGUUGCAAGCGCCUUGAGUAAUGUUAUCCCUAGUUUGACCUUUCUCAUAGCAGUUGUGCUCAGGAUGGAGACAGUGAAGAUAUCAAGUGCUAAAGGUCAAGCUAAGGUGUUGGGGACACUCAUUUGCAUUGGCGGGGCACUUACAUUUACCUUCUGGAAAGGAGGAUACCUAUUAAAAGGCUUUGUGCCCAGGCCUCUCAUAGAUAUCUGUAGCACCAAUGCUUCUGCUUGCAAGUUGAGCCAUGGCAAGGACAACUGGAUCAAGGGUUCUGCACUUAUUCUGACUAGUCACAUAGCAUGGAGCGCAUGGUUGAUUCUCCAGGCUGUGGUCUCCAAAGUCUACCCAGCUCGAUUGUCUCUGAACACCUUGAUUUGCUUCUUUGCAUCAUUGCAAUCUUCUUUCCUUGCCCUGUUUUUUGCAAGGAAUCCAACCUUAUGGAAGCUGGAAUGGAAUAUGCAGCUAUUGACCAUCAUCUACGCUGGAGUGGUGUUAUCAUCAUUAGUCUACUACCUCCAAACAUGGUGUAUCAGCAAAAAGGGACCAGUUUUUGCGGCAAUGUUUACUCCACUACUCCUUAUCAUCGUUGGCAUAUUCUCAGCUAUUGCUUUUGCAGAGCGACUACACUUGGGCAGCUUGGUAGGAGCAGUUCUCAUCAUUGUGGGUCUUUACUGUGUGCUUUGGGCCAAAAAGGCAGAAAAUCUUGUCACUGGGCAGCCAGAGAAUGGAAAAGGAUACGAUGAUAAGAAAAUGGUGGAGAUAUCCAUCAACGAGACAGCAAGGAAUUCUGUCACAGAUGAAACGAAAUGA